UACGGUCAUAGUAUUACUGAAAUGGCUCUUCUUCCUACGUUCCGCCAUCUCCUUGGCUGCAUCCGCAACCCCUCAAAGACAUUAAUCCUCCCAAGCAUUUCAAUCCCCACCAGCAACAACUUCUCUCUUCUUUUAUUAUCUUCUCCAACAUCGCAACUAGAAUUUAAAUCCAAAUACCAAUUCCAUACUCUGAAAGCUCUUCUCGCAGCGAGAGAAAAAACCCUAGUGCUCACCAAAGAUGAGAGGUUGGGCUCGAGCUCUGUUGCUACCGAGCCGGUUCAGAGUUCAAGCACAAUUGCCGCCAUUGUCACUUCCUUGGGUGGUCGGCCCGGUGCUGUGGGGGUUGUUCGGUUAUCGGGCCCUUCGGCUGUUUCUGUAGCUUCCCGUGUCUUUAGGCCUGUGACAAAGAAGAAAAGGAAGAAGCAAGGUUCUGGUGAGUAUUCAUGGAAGCCCAGAAGCCACUUUGUGGAGUACGGUGUGGUUUCAGAUUCUCAAGGCAAUGUUGUUGACGAGGUUCUAGCAUUGCCCAUGUUGGCACCGAGAUCCUACACUCGAGAGGAUGUGGUGGAGCUCCAGUGCCAUGGGAGUGAUGUAUGUCUGCAUCGAGUGUUGAGAGCUUGUUUAGAAGCUGGGGCGAGGCUUGCAGAACCAGGAGAGUUCACCCUACGUGCUUUCUUAAAUGGGCGGUUAGACCUCUCCCAGGCUGAAAAUAUUGAAAAACUAAUUUCAUCCAAGUCUGUGGCUGCUGCAGAUGCAGCACUGGCAGGAAUUCAGGGAGGGUUCUCUACUUUGGUCAAAUCACUGAGAGCCCAGUGCAUUGAGUUGCUAACUGAUAUUGAAGCUCGUUUAGAUUUUGAAGAUGAGAUGCCACCACUAGACACGGCCAUUUUGAUAGACAAGAUACACACCAUACAAAAAGAUGUGGAGCAGGCAUUGGGGACAGCCAAUUAUGAUAAGAUUCUACAAUCUGGGUUGCAGAUUGCAAUUGUUGGUCGGCCUAAUGUUGGGAAGUCAAGCCUCCUUAAUGCUUGGAGCAAAAGUGAGAGAGCGAUUGUUACAGCAAUUUCUGGAACCACAAGGGAUGUGGUUGAAGCCAGUGUAACAGUUCAUGGCAUUCCUGUCACCCUUCUUGAUACUGCAGGAAUAAGGGAAACUGAUGAUAUUGUGGAGAAGAUUGGUGUAGAGAGAUCCGAAGCAGUUGCAAUGGGUGCUGAUGUGAUUAUUAUGACUGUAAGUGCUUUUGAUGGAAUGACAUCUGAUGAUACCAAACUCCUUGAAUGGAUUCAAAUCAACAAGAAAUCAACAGGUUCUUCUGCACCAGUGGUUCUUGUUAUUAAUAAAAUAGAUUGUGCACCAUUAAUUUCUAUGGAAGUGUUCAAGGUAGAUGGCAAUCCUUUCUGUAAGCACAUUUUGACAUGUGCAGUAACUGGCCAAGGAAUACCAGAGUUGGAGUCAGCAAUACUAGAGAUUGUUGGCCUUGACGAAAUCUUUGCAGGGGGGCGUCGAUGGGCUGUAAACCAGAGACAAUGUGAGCAGCUUAUGAGAACUAAGGAAGCUCUGCUUAGGCUGAAAUCAUCAAUCGCAGAGGAAUUGCCCACGGAUUUUUGGACAAUUGAUUUGAGAGAAGCUGCACUGGCCCUCGGGCAGAUAAGUGGAGAAGGAAUUUCUGAAGAAGUCCUGUCCAACAUCUUUGCCAAGUUUUGUAUUGGUAAAUAGAUUGUGAAUGACCCAAGCAUGUACAUUAUGUAAAUUUGAAGAUAUUCUUUGUUACUCAUCUUUGUAACAUGCUGACUUUUUAAUGAUAAGAAUUGAAGGUGUUGUUUCAUUAA
Molecule: messenger RNA, 1829 nt
Organism: Telopea speciosissima
Lineage: Eukaryota; Viridiplantae; Streptophyta; Magnoliopsida; Proteales; Proteaceae
Product: tRNA modification GTPase MnmE
Exons: 10
Coding region: 22-1716 (564 amino acids)
Biological process (GO): tRNA wobble uridine modification; tRNA methylation
Cellular component (GO): cytosol; cytoplasm
Molecular function (GO): protein binding; GTP binding; GTPase activity
Source: RefSeq, a predicted model, not a curated record